Molecule: messenger RNA, 1011 nt
Organism: Chrysochloris asiatica (Cape golden mole)
Lineage: Eukaryota; Metazoa; Chordata; Mammalia; Afrosoricida; Chrysochloridae
Gene: MC5R
Product: melanocortin 5 receptor
Exons: 1
Coding region: 34-1011 (325 amino acids)
Biological process (GO): G protein-coupled receptor signaling pathway
Cellular component (GO): membrane
Molecular function (GO): melanocortin receptor activity
Source: RefSeq, a predicted model, not a curated record
ACUGCCAAGAAGAGGAGGCAUUUUCCUCCGACAAUGAACUCCUCAUUUCACUCAUACUUCUUGGAUCUCAACCUGAAUGCCACAGAGGGCAACAUUUCAGAACCAAAUGUCAAGAACAAGUCUUCACCAUGUGAAGACAUGGGUAUCGCUGCAGAAGUGUUUCUGACUCUGGGUCUCAUCAGCCUCUUGGAGAACAUCUUGGUCAUUGGGGCCAUAGUGAAGAACAAGAACUUGCACUCACCCAUGUACUUCUUCAUCUGCAGUUUGGCUGUGGCUGACAUGUUGGUAAGCAUGUCCAAUGCCUGGGAGACCAUCACCAUAUACUUGCUAAAUAACAAGCAUCUAGUGAUAGCUGAUGCUUUUGUGCGUCACAUUGACAAUGUGUUUGACUCUAUGAUCUGCAUCUCCGUGGUGGCUUCUAUGUGCAGUUUGUUGGCCAUCGCAGUGGACAGGUAUGUCACCAUCUUCUAUGCCCUGCGCUAUCACUACAUCAUGACUGUGAGGCGCUCAGGAGUUAUCAUCGCCUGCAUCUGGACCUUCUGCACAGGGUGUGGCAUCAUCUUCAUCAUUUACUACGAAUCUACUUAUGUCAUCAUUUGCCUCAUUUCCAUGUUUUUCACCAUGCUGUUCCUCAUGGUGUCCCUGUACAUACACAUGUUCCUCAUGGCACGGACUCAUGUCAAGCAGAUAGCAGUACUGCCUGGAUACAAGUCUAUGAGGCAGAGGACCAACAUGCGUGGUGCUGUCACCCUGUCCAUGUUGCUGGGUAUCUUCAUUGUGUGCUGGGCCCCCUUCUUCCUCCACCUCAUUUUAAUGAUUUCUUGUCCUCAGAAUCUCUAUUGUUCUUGCUUUAUGUCUCACUUCAACAUGUACCUCAUACUAAUCAUGUGUAAUUCUGUGAUUGAUCCUCUGAUAUAUGCCUUCCGAAUCCAGGAGAUGCGAAAGACCUUUAAAGAGAUUAUUUGUUGCCAUGGCUUCAGAAUCACCUGCAGAAUCCCUAGCAGGUACUGA